CACGUGUUAGUUUGGCUCCUUCCGCGAGCUGGACUCACAAAGUGAACGAUGUCGUCGGUCGGAUCUGAAAGUGUGAGUCCUAAUUUUCACCACAAGCCACCUGAAAGGCCGGGGUUUGUGGAGCGAGUGCUUGCCAUUCCUCUACUCUGCUUCGUCGUCACCCUAUAUGGCAUCGUCAAGAGAAGGAGUCCUUUGCUCGACAGAUAUAUGAGUCGAGGGGAGCGAGUUUUCUUCAUCGCUAAGAAGCGCGUUUCAUAUUUGACUCAAGAAUUGCCGUUCACGUUGAGGUCGAAGAUAAUCGUGCCAAGGGUUGACACAAUAUAUGCUGCAGCUGCUGUGAGAGCAACACAGACGUGGUCCGCUGUAAUAGUGUCAUCCAGAAAGAUGCUACACCGUGGUAAGCGCCGUGUGAGAGGCUUUGUCCAGAGGAAGGUCGGUAUCCUGCUGUGCUCCCUGCCCGGUCAGGUGGUUAUGUGGUCCUUAGAUCGAGCUUGUGGCGUGAGUGAGGCAGUGCUGUUCUUGUUGAGACCAGACUUGAGGAAGAACAGACAAAUAGAGGCCAAGAGUGGACAGAAUGGAACUAGCACUGUCAUCAGCAAGGAACACAUUGAGAAACUUGAGAAAGGCAACAAGAAGGGUGUCAUGUUCAGAGUUCUUGUUAUCAUGACAAAACCAUUGGAACUUCUGGUCUAUUUAAUGAAAGGUGUCCAGACCUACCUCCAUGACUUAGCAGAUGCACCUGACCACUCCAAGAAGAAUGGCUGCCUGUCUCCAGAAAAGCAGACUGAAAUACAGUCUAGGAGAAAGGUGUCGCCACGUAAGAAGAUGAAAUCUGGAUUAAUAAGCAAGUUUCAGAGGACCAUUAACUACUUCGGCCUGGCAGAACUGAUGCCAGGACUAAGACGCAAGUUUCAUAUCGAUAUUAGCGGACACAGCAAAGGGCAGUUGGUGACCAGCCCCAACAAGGCAGAGGAUGAUGAGAAGAAGCGCAAAUAUGAAGACAUUCUGUCGGAGUCUGAAUCUGAUACCGAGACUGAAGAUCUCAACAACAUGGACCUUGAAAAAUAUGUCAGUGAUGAGGAUCCAGAUUUUAAGCCCAAUCAGAGUGGGAACAGCACAGACAGUGAGGAGUACCGGGAAGGGGAUACAGAGAGCGACAUUGAGUUCGAGACUACUAUCGGGGGCACCAUCCAGGUGAAAACCCGCACCAAGUCUCAGUCCCAGUCCAGUAAAAGCAAUGGCAAAGAUGAAGGCAAAGAAAACAAGCCCGAAACCGCUAAAGGCGUCGACUCCUCUCGUGCCAAAGAACAGACUAAAGCCUCUCCGCUUAAAGCUGCACAAGUUUCUGUCCGAUCUCCCCCGAAGUCCAACAGCAAGCCCACUGCUCUUAAGUGCAGUACGCCCAAACACCCCGCUGGGAAAGAAAACUCUGCACCUCAGAGUCCAAGCCUAACAUGUCAUCAGGACCUAAAAAGGCCACAGACGCUAAACCUGCACCCACUGAAGCUGGAGAUAAGAAGCCAGAUCCAAAAAAUAAUCAAGUGGCGAAUGGAGAUAAAAAAUCGGAAACCAAAACCACCACAAAUGGUAGUAAAAAGGGUACCAACGGGGACAAGAACUAAAAGAAGAAAGAUUAUGGCACUGAUGACCCAACAGCCUAUGAUUGAUGAGAACUGUAACUUCAGAAGUGAGAUUGAUCGAAAUCGAGUUCCAAAAUCUCGUUUUGCCAGCCUCCAAGAGAAGUAUGCAUGUGCCUGUUGUCCUGUGAGCUGAAGAGGAAGUGCUGUGUCUAAACCAACAGCUGUAUGGAGCAUUCAUCUGUACAUGAAAUCUUUCAUAUCAGUUUGACAUAAAGCAAACAAUUAUGUAAGA
Messenger RNA from Haliotis rubra (blacklip abalone), 1872 nucleotides. RefSeq lists its product as uncharacterized. NCBI's taxonomy places the organism in Eukaryota, Metazoa, Mollusca, Gastropoda, Lepetellida, Haliotidae. Bases 49 to 1773 code for a protein of 574 amino acids. The record is from RefSeq and is a predicted model, not a curated record. The transcript is spliced from 12 exons.